CAUACGCAUUAAUAGUAUUUAACUAGUAUAUAUGUAACUCGGUCAUGACACUUUGUGAUAUGGAGCAGAGGCAUUUCAGCAUCAGCAUCAGAAACGAUUUCUGAAACGAAUAUGUAGUAUGUAGAAAGUGGGGAUGUAGCAUGAAGCAAGACAAAGUUUUACUGCUGUGGAAGUUCGAGUAAGCUGAACUAAAGCUAAGGAAGAAACUACCAUUGCUUCUGACGUUUAAAAUCCUAAUAAUUUCAUUGAUUUGCCAACUUUGGAUAAUCGUUUUUUUUUUCCUUGUAAAUUAAACGAGUUAUGCAAGAAUUCAUGCUUCUCCAAAUUUUUAUUGGUUUUUCUGUUUUGGCGACGGCAAUUCCGAAGCCGGAAAAUGAACAUCAAUCGCGAGUACUUAACAAGGAACCAAGCAAUGAAGAACAUUACAUCAAUUCUCAACAUAAUUCUGCCUAUGACCAUGAAGCUUUCCUAGGUGAAGAAGCAAAAACUUUUGAUCAGCUUACCCCCGAAGAAAGUACAAGGAAAUUAGGAGUGAUAGUUGAUAAAAUAGAUAAAGAUAAAGAUGGUUAUGUUACUGGAGAAGAGCUGAAAGACUGGAUAUUAUAUACGCAAAAACGUUAUAUACGAGAUGAUGUUGAACGUCAAUGGAAAUCUCAUAAUCCAGAGGAGAAAGAGAAACUUCCAUGGGCAAAAUACUCAGCAAUGGUUUUUGGAGAUAUGGAUGAACAAGAAGCAGAGAACUAUGAAAAAUCUAAAGAUAAUACUUUCUCAUAUAUUGCUAUGCUUAAGAAAGAACGUAGACGUUGGCAAGCUGCAGAUUUAGAUGGUGAUGAUGCACUUACAAAAGAAGAAUUUGCUGUUUUCCUUCACGCAGAGGAGGCAGAUCAUAUGAAGGAUAUCAUAGUAUUAGAAGCUAUAGAAGAUAUUGAUAAAGAUGGAGAUGGCAAAAUAUCUCUUUCAGAAUUUAUUGGUGAUAUGUAUGAUGGUGUUGAAGGUGAAGAAGAACCAGAAUGGAUAAAAAAUGAAAAGGAGCAAUUUUCUAUGUAUCGUGAUAAAGAUGGUGAUGGUUUUCUAGACUUUGAAGAGGUCAGAACUUGGAUUGUCCCAGUUGAUUUUGAUCAUGCAGAAGCAGAAUCUCGACAUCUCAUAUUUGAAGCAGAUACAGAUGCAGACCAAAAACUUACUAAAGAUGAAAUCUUGGAAAAAUAUGAUAUUUUUGUUGGUUCUCAAGCAACUGAUUUUGGUGAAGCAUUAGGCCGACAUGAUGAAUUUUAAUAAAAUUUCACACACAAUUUUUAAAUAAUACUCUUAUAAACAAAUGAAAGGCAACAAAGAAUAUCAAGAAAUGUAUGAAGCAUUUACUAUAAAUAUUUAUUUUUACUACUA
Messenger RNA from Frieseomelitta varia, 1386 nucleotides. RefSeq names its product calumenin (gene scf). Gene Ontology annotation, cellular component: endoplasmic reticulum. Bases 301 to 1275 code for a protein of 324 amino acids. Lineage: Eukaryota; Metazoa; Arthropoda; Insecta; Hymenoptera; Apidae. The transcript is spliced from 4 exons. Gene Ontology annotation, molecular function: calcium ion binding. The record is from RefSeq and is a predicted model, not a curated record.